Molecule: messenger RNA, 936 nt
Organism: Bubalus bubalis (water buffalo)
Lineage: Eukaryota; Metazoa; Chordata; Mammalia; Artiodactyla; Bovidae
Product: olfactory receptor 8K3-like
Biological process (GO): G protein-coupled receptor signaling pathway; sensory perception of smell
Cellular component (GO): membrane
Molecular function (GO): olfactory receptor activity; odorant binding; G protein-coupled receptor activity
Source: RefSeq, a predicted model, not a curated record
AUGGAAACACACAAUGGAACAGUGCUAAAUGAAUUCAUCCUUAUGGGAAUUACCGACCACCCUGAGCUGCAGGCUCCAUUGUUUGGGCUCUUUCUCAUCAUCUACGUGAUCUCAGUGGUGGGCAACUUGGGCAUGAUCAUCCUCACCAAGAUGGACUCCAAGCUACAGACACCCAUGUACUUCUUUCUUAGACACCUUGCUUUUACAGAUCUUGGUUAUUCAACAACUGUGGGACCCAAAAUGUUAAUAAAUUUUGUUGAGAAUCAAAAUAUAAUCUCCUAUUACUCUUGUGCUAUGCAGCUAGCUUUCUUUCUUGUGUUUAUUGUUAGUGAAAUUUUUAUUCUGUCAGCAAUGUCUUAUGACCGCUAUGUGGCCAUCUGUAACCCUCUUCUCUACCCAGUCAUCAUGUCACAAAGAGUGUGCUGGGUGCUGGUAGUGAUCCCCUAUGUCUACAGCACGUUUGUGUCUCUUCUCGUCACCAUAAAAUUAUUAUCUUUCUGUGGCUACAGAGUCAUCAGUCAUUUCUACUGUGAUAGUCUUCCUUUGUUACCUUUGCUCUGCUCAAAUACACAUGAAGUAGAAAUGAUUAUUCUGAUUUUAGCUGGGUUUGAUUUGAUUUUCUCUCUUCUGAUAGUUCUUGUGUCUUACCUUCUCAUUCUCACAUCCAUUCUCAGGAUGAGCUCUGCUGAAGGUAGGCACAAGGCUUUCUCUACCUGUGGAUCCCACUUGACUGUGCUCAUAGUGUUCUAUGGUACUUUACUAUUUAUGUAUGUGCAACCAGGGUCCAGCCAUUCCUUUGACACUGAUAAAGUGGCUUCCAUAUUUUAUACUCUCGUUAUCCCUAUGCUGAAUCCAUUAAUCUAUAGCUUGAGGAAUAAAGAUGUAAAAUGUGCACUACAUAGGGUGUGGAAAAAAUCACGCAACCUUUUUUAUUAA